AUGGUUAUAAGUUGCAUGCCACAUGUUCUUAAUCGAUCUAGAUGGCGAGUGAAGGACGGUGGUGUAUCAUUUUGGUGGGAUAGAUGGUCAAAUAUGGAUCCUUUGGGAGACCGGAGGCUAUUGGUUGAACAGCCUAAUAUCUUGAUCAAGGAUCUAAAAAAUGAUAAUGGGUGGAGUGAAAAUAUGAUAGAGGAGGUAGUUGGGAGUGAUCAAGUGGGAGAGGUUCUUACUAAACUGGGAAAUAUCGAGACAGGCAAAGAUAGACUUAUUUGGGCUGAAAGCUUGGAUGGAAAUUUUUUUGCAAAACGUGCUUGGGAAGCUACAAGACGUCAGGGGCAGAUAUCACACUGGCAUGAAUAG
Messenger RNA from Fraxinus pennsylvanica, 360 nucleotides. The record is from the annotation of a GenBank genome assembly. Lineage: Eukaryota; Viridiplantae; Streptophyta; Magnoliopsida; Lamiales; Oleaceae.